This is a messenger RNA of Alligator sinensis (Chinese alligator), 1364 nucleotides long. Its product is annotated as galectin-related protein A-like. The coding region runs from base 1 to 435 and encodes 144 amino acids. The transcript is spliced from 4 exons. Gene Ontology annotation, molecular function: carbohydrate binding. NCBI's taxonomy places the organism in Eukaryota, Metazoa, Chordata, Crocodylia, Alligatoridae. The record is from RefSeq and is a predicted model, not a curated record.
AUGACAGAAAAUGACAAGCGCACAAAAGUGGAACAAUAUGUUGGGGAAACCAAAGGAGGGUUGAACCCAGCCAUGAAAAUCACUAUCAUCGGGGCCAUAAGUUCCAGGCCCAAGAGCUUUGCAGUGACUCUGCUCUCUGACCCUGUGGAUAUAAGCAAGGAUGUCGGGCUGUUGUUUGCAGUCAAUUUUAGUGAUAAGUCUAUCACUCGGAAUGCACGGACUGCUGGGAAAUGGGGAAGAGAGGAGAAGAAUAUUCCCUACUUCCCAUUCACAGCAGGGGACACAUUUAAGAUGGAACUCUUGUGUGAGCACCAGCAGAUGCGGGUCUUGAUUGAUGGGCGGCAAUUCUGUGAUUUCACUCACCGCAUUCAGACCCUGAGCAUGAUAACAUCUUUACACAUCUCAGGGGAUGUCAUACUUACCAAGGUGGCUUGAAAGAAAGACCCCAAUCUUAUCAGUAGAUUAAGACAGACGCACUUCUGGUUGGAUAGAAAAGUGAUCUCCCUUCUCUUCUGAGUAUUUCUUGAGAUCUAAAAUGUGGACUUUGAUUUGGUUUGGUUUAGUUUUGUUCACAAAUUCAGAACUUCUGCUUUUUCUCAUAGAGACUGUAGGGCUGCAGUGGCAGGGCUCGUUCAAACAAAUCUGAGGCCCAAUGCAAAGCCAUUCACUUGACCUCUCAAACUGAAAGGCUUAUGAUUCAGUAUGCAGCCUUCCCUCCCCUCAUCAGCUCUAAGCUGUUAUCAGCUGGAGGGGUUCAGUACCCUGAGGGUAGAGGUGGGCGUUAACCAUGUGUCUAAAACUGAAGAGUGUGAUUGUGGCUGGGCUUAAGGUAUAGAGGAUGAUGAUUUUCUGCAACGUAAGUGAGAGAAUCUGAAAUACAUGAACUAGAUUCACGUUAGAGGGAGAGCAAGCCUAAUACUCAAGGGAGCUCAAGCCAUCACCACACUUCUCUGUCAGCACUAAACCCCUAGUGCUUCACACCAUGAAGUAGUAACUGCUCCACAAGCAUUUCUGUUUCUCCUGGGGCUGCCCCUGUGAUUCCAAAUCCUCUGUAACUGCAAGUUUAGAAGCCUUAGCUGAACUGGUCCUCUGCAGUGCUGCCUAUAGCUAAACCUAUCACCUGUUUUGUUCUGUUCUGUAUGUCCUUUGUUCUUAUAUGCAGCUGAAAAUGCCUACUUACUUGCAAAUCCCUUUAGCUAUUUUGUUAAAUUAAUAUUUGUACCACUUUAAUGUUGUGAUGACUAUUUGCACCUGUAUGUUUUGCAAAGCUUCCAAACAUGUAGCUAUAAUGAUUAUACAUAUAUAUGCAUUAUAAUCACAAUGGAUUUUGUGCUUUGUGAACUAUGAAAGAACUAUAAUCCCUC